AAAAAAGAUUUCCUGACCAUUUCUCCCUGUAAUACCCCGUUAACCGAUGCAUGUUUUUUCAUAUGUUAGAGCAUCGAGAAUACGAGUUUUGGUGCGUGGUGAACCGAUUGUAUUAGAAGGAUUAGAAAGAGUGAAUCCUAUAAAUAUUAGAAGUUUAGAAAGAAAAAAAGGUAUUUUGAAGGAAAAUGAGUUGCAAGAUGGACAGAUAAUGUACGAGUUUAUGUUGAGGAAUGAAGUACAUUAUGAGUGGAUGGAGAUGUUUGAGAUGAGUCGAAGAAUAUGGGUAAUAAUUAGUGUAUUUGAUGGAGGAAAAGAGGGAUGGAAAGAGGGAAUUAGAAGGGAAAUGAGAUGGAUUCGAGAGAGAUAUGGAUCGGUGAAUGUUAUACGUUUUUUAGUGAAAAAUUUGGUAUCGAAAGAAGAUAUAGAUGGAAUUGAGGUUAGAGGGAUGAGAGAGGAAGGAGAAAUGGAAGAAAAUGAAUGGAAAGAAUUUAUUUAUGAGAUAACAUAUAGUUUAAUUGAAGAAAUUGAGAAAAUUAUGAUAAAAAUACAAGAAAGAAGGAGUAUUUUGUCUCCAUACGUUGUAAGAUUUACGGAAAAGGGUGAAAGAAUGGAAGAAUAUGAAGAAGAAAUGGAAAAGAUAGAAGGGGGUAAUUUAUUGAAAGGAAGAAAGAUGAAGAUAUUAGGGGAUCUAUAUUUAUUAGCAGGAUGUACAUUGGAAGCGUUAAAAAAGUAUACGGAAUCAGCAAUGUUAGCUAAGAUGUCUAAAGAUUAUAUAUGGCAUGGAUCGGCAUUGGAAGGGAUUGGAGUAUGUUUGGUAGUUUUAUCAUUUCUUCAGAUUGAAUAUCAGAUACCAAUUACGACAUUACCGUCAUCACCGCCUCAAUUGGAUAAAAUAGGGUCUAUGAAGAUGAUGACAUUUAAGGAGAUUGAUUUAAAUGUUUCAAAGCCUCAUGUUUUGGAUUUUCUUUUGGAUUUGCAUAUGAAUGUGAUUGAUUUAUAUCAAAAAUCGUAUAAUUGUUCUAAUGAAAGGGUUCCGACAUUGUGUUUUUCAGAAAGUGUGCUUCGUUUUGGUAAAUUAUUAUCUCUUGUGCAUUUGGCAGGUGGAUGGAAUCAUAUAGCGUUAAGAAGUAUUAUUUAUGAUGAAUUUUAUCUUAUUCCUAAAACACAUGUUUCUGGUUAUCCUCCAAAAGCAGAUAUUGCCUCAUGGUCAAUGCGUGCAUAUACACCAUAUCUAAGUGAAUUGGAUGUAAUUGAUAAAUGUAGAAUAUAUGGAGGUCUUGCAAGUAUUUUGGGUAUGAUAGGUUUUAGAAGAGCAAGAGCUAUGUUUUUACGAGAAAUUAUAUCUACACUUACGUCUGUAUUGAUUAGUUCUAAGGUUGAUGGCAUUACAGAUGAUACUGUACGUUUAAUUGCUCAAAUUGCUUUAUCAAACUAUUCUAUAUCUCCAAAACAUUCAAAUAUGCAAAAUUCUAGUUUUUUAAUACAUAAUCUUCUUGAUGAUCUAUGUGAUUGUUAUGGCAUUUUAAGAAUGGAUGAAAGAUGUAAAAGUAGGUCUCAGGUGGAAUUGUUAGAGAAAUAUGGAUGGCCUUCUUUGAAAAUUACUAUAUUGAAAGAAUGUAUUUCGUUUUGUGAAGCAUUGCCUGAUUUUUCUGGAGUAUUGAAUUUUACUACUAAAAUACUUAGUAUUGCAUCUAUUUAUCUUUCACGAGAUAAUCAAAUUCGUCUUGCAUCUAACAUUCCUCGUAUUAUUUUAGCUGUUAGAAGCCUUGGAUUGGAUGAACUUGAAGCAGAUUAUUGGGAUCGUGAUAUUGUACAAUCUAUUGAAUUUAUACCUGGUUCUUCUAAAUUUACACCAAUUCUUCAUUCCAGCUCAGAAUUGAAUACUGUUGAUAAGGAUGAUAAUCAUUCAAAAGAUCCAUUUAUAUAUAAUCCUUUUAUUAAAAAGAGCAAUGUUCCUGUUAAGCAUCUAUUAGUUGAAGGAGAUGUUGCUGAGUUUAAAAUAGUUUUGCAUAAUCCACUUUCAUUUGAAUUGGAAUGUGUUGAUAUUUCAUUGUUUACAGAGGGUGUUGAAUUUGAAUCCCAAUCAACAUCAGUAGUUAUUGGUCCUCAAAGAAUACAUGUUGUUAGAUUAUUUGGCUGUCCCAAAAAGCCUGGAGAGUUCGUUGUUAAGGGAUGUAGAAUUCAUCUUUCAGGGUGUAAAGAUGAUAUAUUUUUGGUAAAUAGAGGACUUUCUUCUGUAGAACAUGAGCAGUUAUUUUUAAAUGUUUUUUUUGAAGGAAAAAUCAAAUCCAUGGGUCUUAAUGUUUAUUCUGCUAUAAAAUCAUCUAUUAUGUCAUCAAAGAAUGAAGAAAUUCCUCUGAAAAAUAUAAUAUCAUCUAUACCUAUGACGAUAGAGGAGAGUUUUGAAGUUUUGCCUGCUCAGCCUACUUUAAUAGUAACCAGAACGUCUCUUGUAAAUGGAUCUAUCAUGUUAUUAGAAGGAGAACGGUGUACUUUUACAAUAACUAUAAAAAAUGUUUCUCAUAUUACUAUUAAUUUUCUUCUUGUUUCUUUUGUAGAUUCAACAAUUAAUCCUUUGAAAGAUGCUUUAGCUUCUAAAAAUAUUUCAAGAGAAGAAAUAUAUGAAUUGGAGUUGUUUCUUCAUGAGAGACAAGCCUUUAUAUGGAAUAAAAAAGCAUCUCAUUUUUCUUUGAAACCAGAUUGUGAAGAAGUUUUGGAGAUUGAAAUUUUGGGAAAGAGGGGUCUUACUGAUGGCAAGAUUCAAAUAGAUUACGGAAAGGUUGAUGAUAAUUCUUCUCAUGGACGGUUUUAUACUCGACGUGUUGUUGUUCCUGUCAUUGUUACAGUAAACGCCUCUCUAGAGCUUGUAAAUUGUGAUAUCAUUAACUAUGUUAAUGAUAAUAAAGAGAGGGAAAAUAUUUCUGAUAUUUCUGAAGAAAUGGGUAGUUUAUUUCAAUAUGCAGAAACACGUGGACAUGAAGGAGUAGAAUAUUGUCUAGGGCUUUUGGAUUUUCGAAAUAUUUGGCCUAAACCAUUAUGCGUUUAUCUUAAUGUUCAAAAUGAGGGUGAUGAACUCUUAAAAAUUGAAAAACUUAUUUAUCCAGGAGAAACAAAUAGGCUUAUUUUUCCAUUGAAGAGAAUGUAUAUUUCUAGAGAAAAUUCUCAAAAACCUAUUCCAACUGCUUCUGCUCGUCAAUUUGUUGUUUCUAAUACAAAAAAGGAUUUUGAAGUAAAUGAUUAUCAACAAAGAGAAUCAUUUUGGCUACGUGAAGCAUUAUUUAAGAUCAUUAAUGGAACAUGGACGCAACCAGGAACCGAUAGGAAAGGUGUUGUUGAAUUACGUGGUUUACGUAUGACGCCGAAAAUGGUUUAUUCUUUAAAAGUGGAAGAUAUUAGUGUUCUUCUUGAAAUAUCUGGUACUGUUAAAAAAAUCCAACGAUUUACAUGGCUUGUAAAAUUAUAUGAAUUUGUCACUUUUACAUUGAAGAUUAUUAAUAGAAAAGAAUAUCCUAUAAAAACUCUUGUUCGAAUUCAACCCUCUUUACGCUAUCAAAAUCAGACAUUUGUAGAUUUGUCCCGAUGCAUUGCUUUUAAUGGUGUAAUGCAGACAGUACUUCCACUUAUUGAAUCUCAACAAUUUCACGAAGAAAAAUAUACAGCUGUUUUUAUGAAUCGGGGUGAAUAUGAAAUUAUGGCAUCUAUACAAGAACUUUGUGGUCCUGAUAAAGGGCGUAUGCAUGUUUCUAGGGAUCAUCUUAUCGUAAAAUGCGUAGAUGAUAUAGAAUUGUAGUCUUAAUGCAAAAUUGAAAUUUUCUAUACUUGACAUUUACUUGACU
Molecule: messenger RNA, 3836 nt
Organism: Pneumocystis carinii B80
Lineage: Eukaryota; Fungi; Ascomycota; Pneumocystomycetes; Pneumocystales; Pneumocystaceae
Exons: 12
Coding region: 47-3790 (1247 amino acids)
Cellular component (GO): trans-Golgi network
Source: RefSeq, a predicted model, not a curated record